UCCUUUCGACAGGGCUCCCGGGAAUAGAGCCAUACUACUCUCCCUGAUGAUCCCAGCAAGUAGCUACUUCUCCCAGACAGAGUUGGGGUCAAAUCCAUGCAUGUCCUAUUCCCUCCAAAGCCCACUCUCCCCAGGGCUUGCUGAGAUGGAAGGAUAGCUACAGCCCCCCCCCCCUGGCAUUUGUCUGUGUGGAGGCAGGGUGCACGAAGUUUGAGGCAGAAGUGAAUGGACAGGAGUGCUUCAUAGGGAAGAAGCAGAAAGGUGGCAAGAAGCUGGCAGCGGCCCCCGAGAGGGCCCUGGCGCCAUGGACAAUGAUGAACCUCUUGAGCCUGAGACAAAAGAUGAACCCGAAAUGGAACCAGAAGCACAGAACAGUGACGAAACCCUCUACUGUGAGGCUGAGGCCUCUGUGGCUGUAGAAAAAGAGAAGUCAGGCCGAGAGAGCUCAGAAACAGACCUGGAGAUCGAAGAUACAGAGAAACUUUUCACUACUGGACAAAGGGAGCUAUACCUGGAGGCCUGCAAACUGGUGGGCGUAGUGCCCGUCUCCUACUUUAUCCGGAACAUGGAGGAGUCCUACAUGAACCUCAACCACCAUGGGCUGGGACCCAGUGGUACCAGGGCUAUUGCCAUAGCCCUGGUGUCCAACACGAGCAUCGUCACCCUGGAGCUGGCAGACAACUGUAUCAUGGAGGAGGGCACCUUGAGCCUGGUGGAGAUGCUGCAAGAGAACUACUACCUGCAGGACUUGAAUAUUUCCGACAAUGAUCUUGGCUUGAAGGGAGCCAGCACCAUCUCAGAAUUUCUUCAGAGAAAUAUCUCUUCGCUCUUGAACCUCCAGCUUUCAGGAAAUAACUUCAAAGACGAAUCCGCAGAGCUGUUGUGCCAAGCCUUGUCGAACAAUUACCGAAUUAAGAUGCUGGAUCUCAGCCACAACGAGUUCUCUGAUAAGGGAGGAGAACAACUGGGCCAGAUGCUGGCCCUCAAUAUAGGGCUCCAGUCACUGGAUCUGAGCUGGAAUCACUUCCACGUACGGGGAACUGUGGCCUUGUGCAAUGGUCUCCGGGCGAAUGUAACCCUGCAGAAACUGGAUCUGUCUAUGAACGGCUUUGGGAACGAGGGGGCUACGGCCCUAGGGGAGGUCCUCAGACUCAACCACUCCCUGGUCUUCCUAGACGUCAGCAGCAAUGACAUCAGCAAUGAAGGAGUUGCCAAAAUCAGCAAAGGACUGGAGUUCAACGAAUGCCUCAAAGUUCUGAAGCUUUUCCUGAACCCUGUGAGUAUGGAUGGGGCUACGAUCCUUAUCCUGUCCAUUAAGAAGAACACCAAAUCCAAGAUGGAGGAGAUUGACAUUUCUAAUGUGCUGGUGUCUGAGCAGUUCAUAAAAAUAUUGGAUGGGGUGUGUGCCAUCCACCCCCAGCUGGAUGUGAUGUACAAGGCAGUGCAAGGCUUCUCUGCCAAGAAAAUGGCCCUCUUGUGGACAAACCCCAUGAAACUGAUCCAGAGCUACGCGGACCAGCACCAAAUCACGGUCAUAGACUUCUUCAAGAACUUGAACCCUAAGGGAACAAUGACGAUGUCUGUGGGUGACUUCCGGAAAGCUAUGAUACAGCAGGACAAGGUCCCUAUAAACCGGUACCAAGUCAGGGAGCUGAUCAAGAAGCUGGAUGGGAAGGCAGGCAUGGUGAACUUCAGUACACACUGCCUCCCGUGAACAAUCUCAGUGCACAUUUCCAUGCCUUUCCCGUAUCUUACAGUCAAGUGUGCAUGUGUGAGUGCACACGUGAAUGUGUGUAGUAUGGUGGUUUAAAACAUGGGCUCUGAGGCCAGACCACUGAGUUCCAAGCCCAGCUCCACUCCUGUGCGUGUCACCCAAUCUCCUUGGGCUUCAAUUUCCUCAUCUGUACUAUGGAGCUAAUAA
Messenger RNA from Hyaena hyaena (striped hyena), 1921 nucleotides. RefSeq names its product leucine rich repeat containing 74A (gene LRRC74A). NCBI's taxonomy places the organism in Eukaryota, Metazoa, Chordata, Mammalia, Carnivora, Hyaenidae. Bases 305 to 1714 code for a protein of 469 amino acids. The transcript is spliced from 14 exons. The record is from RefSeq and is a predicted model, not a curated record. Gene Ontology annotation, molecular function: protein binding.